Dacryopinax primogenitus is the source of this 303-nucleotide messenger RNA. RefSeq lists its product as uncharacterized. NCBI's taxonomy places the organism in Eukaryota, Fungi, Basidiomycota, Dacrymycetes, Dacrymycetales, Dacrymycetaceae. The transcript has 2 exons. The record is from RefSeq and is a predicted model, not a curated record. The coding region runs from base 1 to 303 and encodes 100 amino acids.
AUGGCGCUCGUCUCUAUCCUUCCUCGAAUGUCCCCACAUCCCGCAUCUUCUCUUGGAGGCAACGCUGACCUCGCCUCUAAAGCGCGUGUUGUGGCCUGGUGGGAUCGCUAUCUUGCCGGCCCCGCGUCAGGGCAAUUUGGCGCGAAUGUCAAACCACAUUUGAAGAUCGUGAGCGUUAGCGUGUUCACCGAGCAUGGGUGUGAUGUUCACGAGGUGGUCCAUGAGGCGACCGUUUCCGAAGCGUUCUUGAACUGUAACGGCGUCAUGCACGGAGGGUGUACUGCAUUUAUAAUGGACAUGUAG